Molecule: messenger RNA, 819 nt
Organism: Cylindrotheca closterium
Lineage: Eukaryota; Bacillariophyta; Bacillariophyceae; Bacillariales; Bacillariaceae
Source: the annotation of a GenBank genome assembly
AUGAUCUCUACUAUAGAUUCAGCUCUUCGAGAUACAGGACUGUGGCCACUACCAAUGCCAAUCGGUAUUGCUGUUCUAUGCUACCUCGUACCUCCAAUGCAAUGGAUCAAUCGCGGAUUUACCCACUGGUUCCACCUCGCAUCCUUUCUCUACGCAUUGACGCAAUCCGAGUUCAUCCGGAAGGGUUUGGCGCUCAUGGGCAUAAGCAUAUGCAUCGGCUGGUACGCUGCGAUAACAAUGGAUCUGUUGAAAUAUGGCAAUUUCUUUAAAAUUCUCUACUGGAACAUGCCGUCGUCGUUGACCAACGUGAUGGUGCAAGACGGAAUUGUCCAUUAUGACACUUGGGAAUCCAUCGGCACCAUGGCCCUUUCACAUGUUCUUGAUACACUGGGCCACCCGCUACUCACGUACUACUUUUGGUGCAAGCAUACGGAGAAGGGCGGAACAUUCAAAAGUUUGUUGAGCUGGGAUAUCGUUGUGGCGACCUGGCUAUUUUCGCGGACAUGGAGCUUGUCCCACUCCAAAUACAAUUUUGGAGAGUUCCAUAUGUACUACAUCGGAUACGAUGUAUACAAGAUUACAGAAGGGACGCUUGAUCUGUGGUAUCCAGCCUAUAUCACGGAAAGUACGUUGUAUUUCUGCAUCACUUGUUGGAAGCUAUCGAACCUGCUUGCUGGAGGGACAAUAUCAUCAUCAUCGUCGUUAUCGAGUAAAGAAGAUAGUACUCCUGCCGGCAAACUUUCGAAAGACGAAUCGACGUACGACAGGCAGCCAUCACUUCGAUACAGUGAAUCGAGCAUGUCCUCAACCACGCGAUAG